UUAAAUUAUUAUCAUCCAAGACUUACCCAGAAAAAAACCGAAAUAUAAGAAUCAUAGAGGGCGUUCAAGUGCAUUAACAAUUCAGGCCAGGUAUCCAGUCUAGCAAUCUGUCAGCAGACAAGCAGACGCUCCACGACCUCGCAAUGCCUCGAUUCGAUAUCCCGAGGGAUGUCGGAUAUUAUGCAAGUCCAUUUACAAUCCCUUCAACCAGAUGCUGAGUGUAGUAAUUUGCAAUUCUACAUUACAGCAAGGCCGCGUUCGAUCAAAUCCGCCUCUUGGCGUUUUACGCAUGCGGACACGAGUAAGGACCUAUGUUACACGAGACAUUUGAUUGGUUGGUUUCCGGAUUGCAAUGCGCGCGCACCGGUCUGUGAUCGGUAACGAUAUGCACUUGAACGAAGCGCAAGCUUUACAUGCAUGUAAACACAGAAGGAAGUAACACCCAUAGGAUAUGCUACAGACAGAAAGAAGACAUUUGUCUGCAGGAAGUUCCCUAUGCCGAUAGCCUGGAUUGCACAUGAUAGCAUCUUCGAUUUCUAGUCCACUGAUGAGACUGACAUCACUUCAAAAAAUGUCUCUCUUAAAACUGCUCAUCUUCACCUCAAUACUAUUACUAGGAUCAACGGUAGGCGCGGACCCCCUCGCAAGUAACGGAGCUCACGAGAGGAAAAGCUCGGCAGUCUACGACAGCCCCGCCCUGCGUGUUUCCCGACGCAGCGCGCACAGGCGAGAGGCUGACGGGGAGCUGAGGAGGUUUCCACGGCAGGCGUCAGAUGAUGGACCGUUGAGUUACUCUCCGGAUGAGACUCGAGCCCUGCUGGAUGCUCACAUUGAGUAUCGUAGGAAUGUUACUCCGUCGGCUGCUGAUAUGAACAUGAUUGUUUGGAACACAGAAUUGGCCGAUAUGGCACGAGUCUGGGCCGAGCGGUGCGUGUUUGAGCACGGAUUCCCCACCGAUCCCCCCGAACCCUACAACGGCCUGGUAGCACAGAAUAUCUGGAUGGGGAGCCAGUCCUUCGCAUUGACACGAUCCGUGACGGCUUGGUAUAACGAGUAUAAGGACUACGACUACGCUACGGCUACGUGUUCAGCUGAAUGCGGCCAUUAUAGGGUGAUGGUGUUUUCUGGAUUGGAGACCAUAGGAUGCGGUAGCGCUAACUGCGAUGGCGGUCGCCAAACGUUGACUGUUUGCAACUACGGACCAAGUGUACCGUCAAGAGGCGUGCCGUACAAGGCCGGACCGGCAUGCGGGCUCUGUGCCUCCGGGACCGGGUGGUGUGACGACAAACUAUGCCGAACCGACUGUAAUGCUGCAGGCGAAUCAUGCAAAUGCAACCUGCAGUGCCAAAACUGUGGUGAACUGGACAGCGCUCAAUGCAAAUGCACCUGCAAGGCGGGUUGGCGAGGCACUGACUGUUCUGAGCCGUGCACCAAUUACCAAGACUACUGCGAUUCCGGGGCCUACACCCCAGAAGCGUGCGUGGGUGAUACAGGGGCUCAGAAGGACUGCCCAGCCACAUGUGAAUUAUGCUCUGUUGUUAGCGACUCAACCGCCGCUGAGGCGAAGUGCUGUGAUGGGAAGAUGUGUGAUGCUGGCGAGGUGCUCAACGAAUCGUCUUGUGAGUGCGUCGACUACGUGGAAUUUAAUACACCGAAAAAUGCUGCAGCUCCUGUCGUCGUCAGCUGGAUGUUCGUCUCUGUGCUUAGUGGAUUGGUGACGUCCAUGCCGAUUCUGAUUGGAUGAAAGUUACGUCUCUGAUGUACAGCCCGAUGCUGAUUGGGUGACAGAGAUGGCUGAAUGACGGAGGAGGGUUCUGAUUUGCCGACAGGAAUUUUUUUCUGUUUUUCCAAUUGGCUGAAGACAUAUUCGUGCAUUUCUGAUUGGGUGACAAGUGUUUGGUAAUAUUUCAAACUGUUAAACCUAUUUCGCAUUUUUUAUUUAUUGGAAAUUACUUCUCUGUUGGCCAAAUUUGCAGAGAGGCCAUUGAAGAAGGGAGAGACGAGAGCAGACACGUCUUAUGAACACAGAAAGCUUUCUGGAUUCAUACUAAGCUACUAACAUACUCAAGAUUGUUUACAGUCAUUUAUUCCUUUCUAACAGAAUCAUAUUAAUCUUGUCAAAUGAAGCAAUCAUAUAAUCCAUUAAAAAUCAUACGUGUCGAUUUAAUAAUUAUAGUGGAAUUUGGUACUGAAUGCUAAUUUUUAAGAUCUUGCCUUAGUAGUAAUUACAUGUUUUCAGAACCAAAAUGUACAGAGUACUUUCCGAGUGUUAGUUGCUAGUAACAGUACUUCUUUAGCUUCAAAUUGUCUUUCUGUUUAUCAUUCAAAACAAGUAUCUACAAGAUUUAAAAUGAUUCAGGACAAUAACUUUCAAAGUACUGCUCUCUUUUUUACUUCUGUUUCAUUAGCACUACCGAUAAAAUAACGUCCUUUCAAUUUUCUAUUACAAUAGAAGAGUUAGUUUGUAAAUUAUGAAUUUUGUGAGAAUUUAAAUUAAUUUCCCUUGAAAAGGGGCAACAACAAUUUACAUUUCAAAUCAAUUUUAGUUGAAAAAUAAACAGUACUAAUUAAGUAAUAUGAAUAUCUGAAGUAUGCUACUUCAGCAAUACGCUUUGAAGCUUUUUACCUAAAUCAAGCAUUUUGUUACAUUUUUUUUAUAAUUAACAAUAUCAUUUAAUUUCUUUCAAAACUAUUGGAACAAAAACAACAAAUCCAGCCAGGGAAAUGUUCUUCACAGACAUUUAUGCAAGUUGUGGUUGUUGUAAAUGUAAUGUAUGUUUUACAGAGCAUUAAAAUAAAAGUGUGCAUGUGAUGUAGAUUA
Messenger RNA from Patiria miniata (bat star), 2821 nucleotides. RefSeq names its product cysteine-rich venom protein Mr30-like. The transcript has 9 exons. The coding region runs from base 518 to 1744 and encodes 408 amino acids. Lineage: Eukaryota; Metazoa; Echinodermata; Asteroidea; Valvatida; Asterinidae. The record is from RefSeq and is a predicted model, not a curated record.